This is a messenger RNA of Eurytemora carolleeae, 812 nucleotides long. RefSeq lists its product as uncharacterized. The transcript is spliced from 8 exons. The record is from RefSeq and is a predicted model, not a curated record. The coding region runs from base 216 to 629 and encodes 137 amino acids. NCBI's taxonomy places the organism in Eukaryota, Metazoa, Arthropoda, Copepoda, Calanoida, Temoridae.
AUGAUCAUAAUGAGUUUUAUUCUUAUUAUUAUUUUAUCUAUUAUCUUGCAGUGAGCACUUGCAUAGGGUGUACACCAAACCAAAUCUUCCGUUUCAAAAUUGGUAAUUCCAACAUUAUCCAGAAAUAUGAACAAUCCCUUUUUUCAGAAAACUUAAAGAUUGCUACCGCGGUGGAGCAGUGUGAGGUGGGGAGGAGCUUGGGAGGAGGGGCAGAGAUGAGAGAAAGAAAUGGCGAAACAUCAACAAAAUAUGAGAUGAUCGAGAACUCACCUCCUCCCACCAGCAUGGAAGAACCAAAGGGGAAAAUAUACACAACAGGGGUUCCAGGAAAAGCUGUUGGACACAGAAAACUAAUGAGAAAAAAUAGUAGACCUAAGAGUUUGGGCCUUCGAGACUCUACAUCUGGUAAUAUUGAUGUUCGGAACAGGAAAAUUUCAAUGAAGGAUAUAAAACAAAUCCUACCAACCUUUCUUAUUCUACUCUUUACUCUGGUUGUCAGUCUUACCGUCAUUCCAUACGCAUUCUCUACUGUCAUUAGUCAAUUGAAAGCAGUUGAGGAGCUUGAAGCAUGGCAAGCAAUGAAGGCAAUGAACAACUCAAAUUGUUCAUCAACAAAUGAAGAAUCUUGAAGACUAAACAGCUUUCAUAAUUUAAAAAAUUAUAUAUUUUAAAAUAGUGCUUUAACCCUUUCGCACCCAAGAGGCCAUUAAUAUAGUAGAAAUAUAUAGUAACAGUGUCAGAAUUUAAUGAAUUUGAGCGACUUCUCAAAUCCCACAAAAACCGGUUUCAAUUGAGCGCCGGCUUAAAUCUUG